Messenger RNA from Grosmannia clavigera kw1407, 1662 nucleotides. RefSeq names its product major facilitator superfamily transporter. Gene Ontology annotation, cellular component: membrane. The record is from RefSeq and is a predicted model, not a curated record. The transcript has 3 exons. NCBI's taxonomy places the organism in Eukaryota, Fungi, Ascomycota, Sordariomycetes, Ophiostomatales, Ophiostomataceae. Gene Ontology annotation, biological process: transmembrane transport. Gene Ontology annotation, molecular function: transmembrane transporter activity. The coding region runs from base 1 to 1662 and encodes 553 amino acids.
AUGCUGCGCCCGCAGGACUGGACCAGCCGAAGGCUUGGCAGACGCGCAGAGGACGGGCGCAUACGACAUGCGACGCUGGCAGCUGGCAGGAUGGCCGUCUCGGCGAAAUGCAGCGGCCUCUGGACGUUCUGUCCUCUGUCAGCUCUGGCCGACUGGCGUCUGAUCGGACUGUUCUCUCACCUAUUUGCGGCGUACGACAUGGCCACACACAAGACGGGCGAUGAUGCUGAGCUGUCGGACAGCGUGGAGAUGGCAGCAGCAGCAGCAGCAGAUGGACAGCAGCAGCGGACCUGGCGACAGCGGGUGUUGGCGGUGGUAUGGGACUCUCUGGACAAACCGGCAGUGGAGCGGCGAUUGGUAGCGAAGCUGGACUGGAUUCUGCUGAGCUAUGUUUGUUUGGCAUACUUUGUCAAGUACCUGGACCAGACGAACGUGGCGAACGCGUACGUGUCGGGGAUGAAGGAGGAGCUGGGGCUGGGCGGCAACGACCUGAACCUGCUGACGACAGUGUGGACGGCAGGCUACGUGGUCGGACAGGUGCCGUCGCAGCUGGUGAUGACACGGGUUCCAGCACGGCUCUGGUUGCCGGCGCUGGAGCUGGGCUGGAGCGCGGGGACGGCGGCGGUGGCGGGAGCACGUGACCGGCACGUGAUCUUAGGUUUGCGGUUUGUGAUCGGGUUGCUGGAGGCGUCGGCGUACCCGGGCGUGAUGACGCUGCUGGGAAGCUGGUACCGACCGGAGGAGCUUGCCAAGCGGGCCUGUCUGUUCCAGGCGUCGAGCAGCGUGGCCCAGAUGGUGGGUGGCUACGUGCAGGCCGGCCUGUAUGCGCAUUUGGACGGCGCGAGAGGGCUGGCGGCCUGGCGCUGGCUCUUUGUGCUGGACGGGUUGCUGGGCCUUCCGGUGGCGCUGUACGGCUUUGUGGCCGUGCCGGACAGCCCGUCGACGACGCGGGCAUACUGGCUGCGGCCGGCCGAGCGGGCGUCCACGCUGCAGUCGCUCGCCAACCUCUUCCGCGAGUGGCCCGUCUACCUUUUCACGGCCUCGUUUGUGUGCUACAUCCAGGCGACGCGCGUGUAUGCGUACUUUGGGGUCUGGCUCAAGGCGACGCACCGCUUCAGCGUGGAGCAGGUCAACGAGAUUCCGACGGCCGGCUUCGGUUUUCUGGUGGUCUGCACGCUGCUGGCGGCCUGGACCAGCGACGGACUGCAGGCACGAUGGCCGGUUGUGGUGGCGCUCGCGUCGGUCUCGUUCGUCGGUGCGGUCGUGCUCGCGGUGUCGGUGCAUCGGCCGGCCGACAGCCAGAAUUGGGGGGCGGUCGUGGCCGGGUUUCUGCUGACGUACGUGACGACGGCAUCGGCCGGCAUCUACAUGGCGUACAUGAGCGAGGUGUUUGCCUACAACGGGCUGCACCGGGCCGUGGCCAUUGCGCUCGCCGACACGGUGGCAUACGUGUUUGUGGCCUGGCUGCCGCUUGUCGUCUUCGACGCGGCCGAGGCGCCGUACUUUGCCGUUGGCUACACGGUCACGGCCGUGUUCCUCGUGCUGCAGAUCGGCACGAUCCUGCUGGUGCCGGUGGCGCGACGGCGCUGGCCCGUGGGCCAAUACGAGGAGGGCUGUGCAGACUCGGAGGCGGUGGUGGUGCAUUCCAAGACGACUGUAUAG